Molecule: messenger RNA, 3157 nt
Organism: Schistosoma bovis
Lineage: Eukaryota; Metazoa; Platyhelminthes; Trematoda; Strigeidida; Schistosomatidae
Source: the annotation of a GenBank genome assembly
UUCUAUGUGAAUCUAUUUACUUUUAUUGUUAAUCAAUUUGUUUCUUCCCCCCCCUCUCUCUCUCUUUAUUUCUCAAAAGAAGAUCAGAAUUGCUCAAAUUUAGGAAAUAUCAAAACUUUUCAUUAAAACAAAACGCAGAGUAGAACUUUAAUUAAGGCAUUACAAUGCAGAAUAACGAACAUGAUGAAGAUAUUGUUAUAUGGACAAAAUCACUACAUCAAUCAAUAAAUAGUCUAAAUAUUCAUCAGUUGGAAGAUAUCUUAGUCAAAUUAAAGACAACAAAGGGGUUGGAAUUUACAAAAAAUGUUAUAAAUCAUUUGAUUGAUGGAGAAAAUUCAGUUUAUGUUGCUGUAGAAGCUGGAUUCGAUCAAGCGGUUAAACAACUCUUGAAUACAGAUAUGGUGAAUAUUAUCCAAAGAAAUCUUCAAAAUAACUGGACAAGUCUUCAUUUGGCUUGUCAUUUGGGACUGGCGACAAUAGUCAGAUCAGUUUUAAAUUGUAACACAUCCAAUAAAUUCAUAAGAACAAAUGAACUAUAUCAGUUAAUAUGUAUGCAAACAACUGAAAUUGAAUCAGCCAGUCAGGGCACAGCUUUACAUUUGGCGGUUUAUUCCAAAAAUAUAGAAACAGUAAACCAACUAUUACAUGAUGUUGAUCUAAUAAGUAAAUGUUAUGAAAGUCAGUGUGUUAAGAAUAGGAAGCAACCGAAAGAAGAAUUGAAUUCUAAGGGGAAUUUAUUUGACGAAUUCUGUGUACUGACAGAUAAAAAUGGAAAUACGGCACUACAUUGUGCAGUAAUGGAUAAACUUUACGAUAUUGUGAAUACAAUUUGUAAAUAUCAUAAUAAAUCAAUUCGUUUACCAAAUAAACAUGGAUACACGUGUAUUUAUUUAGCUAAAAAUAUAUUAAAAGAUAUGAAAAUGUUAUCCUUAUUAAUUCAAUAUUCAAAUUCAUCCAUAACUUCAUAUAAUUCUGGACAAUAUUUAUUUAAACAAAAUAAUUUUAUAAAAAAUACAAAAAUUUCAAAUUUCAAUCAGUUAAAUAUAAAGAAAUCAUAUUCUAAUUUGAUUAGAAAAUCAGAAAAUAAUAAUAAUAAUAAUAAAAAGAGGAAAUUGAAGAAAUUUAAUAAACCAUUGAAUCAUUUAACAAUUGAUCAAUUAAACAAGAAUUUAAAUUUGAAUUAUGGGUUUACUAAUAAUAAGAAAUAUUAUUCUUAUUCAUAUAAUGAUGAAGAUUAUCAUUCUGUUCGUACAUUAUCUACAAAAUUUUCAUAUAUAUCAAUGAAACAGAAUAAUAAAAAUUAUUAUAAUAGACCUUUUAGUGGAUUAUCUGGUAAUCGUGUAGAUUUGAAUGAACGUGAAUUAAAUAGAAAUUCUCGUUUAAAUAUUGAACAAAACUAUAUUGAGGAUAUUUAUGAUGUACAAAAUAAAAAUAAUUCAAUGCAAUAUAACGGUUCAAGUGAACCAUGUAUUGCUGCUUGUAAAAAUAAUACUGCUUUCGCUACUACACUACAAGAUAAUCCGAUAUUACAGCCUGAAAAUAUUGAUCAACUGGCUCAUCAGCAGAAAAAAGAGUCUGAGGACAAAAAUAUUUGUCAACUAAUUACUAAUAACAUUAGUAAUAUUACCAAUAAAAUGGAAAUGGAUGCACUUACUACUGCUACAACAACGACUACUACUACUACUACUACUACUACUACUAAUAAUAAUAAUAAUAAUAAUAAUAAUAAUAAUAAUAAUAAUAAUAAUGAAGAUGAUUCUGACGAUUAUUACAAGAUGAACAGUACAAGAAGAGGUAUUUGUUUAAUCAUUAAUAACAUGAUGUUUUGGCACUCGGAUUUUCAGAAUCGUUCUGGCUGUGACAUUGAUGAGAAGAGUUUGGAAAAUGUUUUCGGAUCAUUUAAAUUUUUGGUGAAAUUACUUCGUAAUCUAUCAGCUGGUGAAAUACAAGCUCAACUGGAACACUUAGGAAAGAAAACAGAUCAUCAUGAAUAUGAUUGUUUAGUAAUAUGCCUUAUGUCACAUGGAACUAUUGGUCGGAUAUAUGGAGUUGAUGGAAAUUCUUUAUCAAUACAUGAAUUAACUUCCAUAUUUACAGCUGAUAAUUGCCCUUCUCUAGCUGGUAAACCAAAAUUAUUCUUUAUUCAAGCAUGUCGUGGUGAAGACUAUCAAAAAGGCUAUGUUAUACAGAAACAAUCAAAUGAAACUACUCAAACUAAAAAUGAUCUAACUGAUCAAGAGGAUGUUGAUGUUGAUAAUUUUAUUCAACAUCAGUCAUCCAGUUUAAAUCUAAGACUAUCCGUUUCUGAUGCGAAAUUUAUCGGUUUCAAAUUAGACAAUUUACUCCAUAAUUCUAUACCACUUCAUCAAUUGAACAAUGUACAGUUAAUUCCCACUUAUGCUGACUUUCUACUAAGUUAUGCUACUGUUGCUGGUUUCCGUGCACAAAGAGAUCCAACCGGUGGUACUGUUUAUAUUCAGGCAUUAUGUAAACGAUUAUAUAAAGGAUUACAAAAUGAAAGUAUUCUUGAUAUAGUUACAGCUGUACAUCGUGAAGUUAGUAAACAGUUAUAUCAAGAGACAUCUAGUCAGUUAAUGAAAACAAACGGUGAAUUAUUUCUUCAAAUUCCUGAAGUUAGACAUACACUAACAAAGAAAGUUUGUUUUAAACGAUAAAACAUGAAAUACAGUUUUCUUCUCAAGAUUCUUCAUUACUAUUCACUUAAAAUCAAUAAUAACAAUGAUAUUAAUUGUAUUAAUAUGGAACUAUUAAUAAAUUGAGAAAACAAAUUAUUACAUCUCGGAUCAUCACUCAUAUCGAAAGACUACAUUUUAUGAUCCAAACGGCUAGAAAGGGGUAGGGACUGAUUCAUGAAUGCUAACAAAUGUUUAGUCACUAAAAAGUAGUCAGUUGGUGAAAAUUCAGACUAUAAUCGCUAAUUUGGGUAAUUAAGCAAUAUUGUUCACGGCAUUAGUCAUUAAAAACAUACAGACAAAUUUCUUACAUAUGUGCACACUAUUAACAGUAAAACAUAUUUGGAUAUUCACGGAAGCAUAGAUUUGAAAUUCGAAACUAUGUUUGGUGAAGAGACAAAUCCAAAGCCAUUAUAGUUGAACGAUUCAAGCCACAGUCAAGUCUUUCUCGGGUUUUGAACAAC